Messenger RNA from Planococcus citri (citrus mealybug), 3640 nucleotides. Its product is annotated as prenylcysteine oxidase 1-like. Lineage: Eukaryota; Metazoa; Arthropoda; Insecta; Hemiptera; Pseudococcidae. The record is from RefSeq and is a predicted model, not a curated record. Bases 407 to 1855 code for a protein of 482 amino acids. Gene Ontology annotation, biological process: prenylated protein catabolic process; prenylcysteine catabolic process. Gene Ontology annotation, molecular function: prenylcysteine oxidase activity. The transcript is spliced from 10 exons.
UCUUUCGCAGUUUCGCGUAGAGCGUUCGCGUUUACGUUCGCGUAACACUGCAGUCGAGGCUGCAGGGCUGCACAUUACGAGCAUUUCGGUAGAUGGCAACAAUGAAUGUUUAUCAUUAAUGAUAACAAAUUCGUGAAAAAUAUUUGAACUGAACGUAAACAUGCAAAAUGAAGCCGAAAUUUUCAGAACUGAGGCAGUUUCGAUGCUAGUAAAUUAUGCGGUGUGAUGAAAAAGUGAAAAAUGUGAACACAUAUGUUUUUAAGUAAGAGAAGUUCUGCUCAUAAAAUUUUUCCGUGCUAAAAAUAUUGUACUCUGCGAAACACCAAAUGUGAAAACGUUUGUGCACCAUUAUAACCGGUGAACGGAGUGGUCUAUACAUUACAUUUUUCAGCAGAAUUCGAAAAAUAUGAUGAAGAUGAAAAGUUUAUCUUACUAUGUCCCUCUGCUAUUCAUAUUGAAAGCGACAAAAGGAUAUGAUGUACCAACAGUGGCUAUCGUAGGAUCAGGAAUCGGAGGAUCAUCAUGCGCUCAUUUCCUUCGCGAAUUGAUGGGCGAUACGGUCAAAAUAGACGUUUAUGAAGCUGAUAAAAUUGGUGGAAGAUUGGCCACACGGGACUAUAAGGGGGGUACAUAUGAAGUUGGAGGAUGUGUGAUUCAUAGCAGGAAUAAAUACAUGAGUUACUUCCGGGAUAAAUUCGAGCUCGAAGAAACUAAAGAACGUUCUGAAUAUGCAAUCGGAAUUUAUGAUCAAAAUGGUAUUGAAUUCAUUUCCAGCGAAUGGAAGUUGGUGACCUUUGCGAAGAUGCUUUUACGCUACGGUUAUUCUUUAUUCAAACUGGAUUCAUUUAUUGAAACAAUGUUGGAUGAAUUCGAUAGGAUAUACGAACUUCAACUUCAAGGUAAAUCAUUCGAAACAGUUGAAGAUUUAUUGGGUUCCGCUAGUGCUAACUUUUUGAAGUACUUGAACAUUGAUUCUGAAGAUGGAUUCUCGAAAAUCGCCGGUAUUAAUGAAGUAACGAUAAAUGACUUGGUCAGAGGAUCUUUAAGAGUAAAUUAUGGACAAACCACUAACGUCCAUUUAUUUGUUGGUUCCGUUUCCGUCGCGGGAAUGACUGGUAAAUUAUGGUCCAUUGAAGGAGGAAACAAAAAAAUUCCAGAAUUAUUAAUUAAAAACAAUUCCGUUAAUUUUAUCCAUAACAAAGUUAUAAGAAUCAUAUUCAAUGAUGAAAAUGAAACCUACACCGUUGAAUCCAUUAACCAGAAAAAUGGAGAUGAAUUAUCAAACACUUAUAAAUUCGUAGUUUUAGCACAUCCUAUCACGGACGAUUGUAAAGAUCCUAUUGAAUUCAUCAAUUUCCCCAAUCCGAUUAAAGUGAAAGGAAAAUAUCACCGGACUGUUUCUACAAUAUUAGCUGGUAAUUUGAAUGGGAGUUAUUUUGGAAUAAAAGAAAAAAAAGUGCCUGAUUUAGUAAUCAAUAAUGACGUGAGUAAAGUGAUAAAUUCAGUAGGAAGAAUUAAUCCAGUUAGUACUUCGAAACUGAGUGAAAGUAAUGUAUGGAAAAUUUUUAGCAAAAGACCUCUUACUGAAACUGAAUUGGAUGAUUUAUUUUCUGAGCGUAGUCCGUGUUCUGUCGUCGAUUGGUUAGCGUAUCCUCAGUAUACCGAUCUAGGAGUAUCGAGUAAAUUCAUUUUACAUCCCGGGUUGUAUUAUAUUAAUGCUAUUGAAUGGGCUGCUAGUGCGAUGGAAAUGAGUGUUAUUGGAGCAAAAAAUGUUGCAUUAUUAAUCUCAAAAGAGUUGUCUAUUCAAGUUGAAAAUGAAAAGAAUUUUAUGAAAAAUGAGCGAAAUGAAUUAUGAACUUUUGUUUCUACGUAAACAUCUACAAUAUUUUCGUAAAUUGCCCUGUGAUCUGUGAUAUUUAUACUGAUAGGUACAUAUUUUACUUCUUAUUUGUUUCAAAGUUAGAAUAUUGUAAAAUUAUGUAGCUUCUUUUCAUCGAAAAUAAUAUGUCUGUACCUAUUCAAUUGUUUGCUUGUAUAUUGUAUUCCACAAUUUCUAAUUCCUCGCCCAUAGAUGUCCAUACGUAUGGAGAGAAAUUUUGUAAUGAAAUUGUAGCGCAAAUAACAUACGAAUUUUUAAAGAUUGAAUUUUCUCUUUUGCAACUUGUGCAUUUUGGGGCAUAGAUUUCUGAUUUUUGAUUUGCUUAAUGAAAAUUGAAUUAAAUUUCAAAAAAUGUUUUCUUCUUUCGAACAUAAAAGGAUGAGCUAUCUAUAGGUACUGAACUUAACCGUAAACGUAUUCCCGUAACUUAAGAAUGAGACUGGUUUGUGGUUUAUGCUAAACUUAAUGUCCGUUAACAUAAAAGUUGCCUUUGUUUAACUUCUAGGGUCAAGUUUAAGGUUACGGUUAAAUCAGUUAAAUUCAGUAUAGCCGGUCCUAUUAAAAAAAUAAAAAAUAUAAAUUCGAAUUCGCGGGAAACGUGCGUCGUUAUCAGCAACCAAUGGAAACGAAGUAGCUGUAUUUCUUGAGAGCGAUUGGCUUGGAAUCAUUGGAAUUGUGUUACGCACGUGCGUUUGCAUAACUGCCGGGAUACCGCGAAUGUCCUUUAUUUAAUUUUGGGCAGAAGCAGAGGUGUAACGAUUACGAUUAUAAUCGAUUAUCUCCGAUUAAUAAUCGCCGAUUAUUUAUAAUCGGCCAUAAUCGAUUAAUCGCCGAUUAAUCGGACCUUUGGGUAAUUUUUUAAAAUUAAUCCAAAUCUUGAUUUUAUGUCUUCCUUUUGGUUUUAAUUUGUUAUUUGAUGUUUCAUAUUUUCAUUUUCUCUUCAAUCCUUUCAUUACAAUUACUUUUUGAGUAAAAAAAUGGAAAUGAAAAUUGUUCAGAUAAUGGUUCAGAAAACAUUAAUGGCGAUGACUGACGUCACUCAAUUCCAACCAAUCAUGGAACAGCAAAUUUUUUUGGCCGAAUAAUCGCCGAUUAAUCGAUUAUCCUCCGAUUAGUCCGAUUAUUUUGGGACGAAAUGAUCGAUGCAGCAUCGAUUAUAAUCGUUACACCUCUGGGCAGAAGUUCAUCAACCCUUUUUUUUUGAUACACUAGAUCACCUCGAAUUCAAUCGAACAUGAACAUUGUAACGAACCCAAAAAUUUCACUACUGGAUGAUUUCAAUGUGAUAACGCAAGUAGGCUAGGUCAAAUCACUGAAGAAACGCUCGUCCAGAAAAAGCUUGUUUCUCCAGAGGAUGCGAUGAAAUUGAAUAAGAUAACUGAAAACUAUUUGUGCUCACCUCAUAUGAAUGUUCAUAUUGUUCAUGAUAUUGAUUUUGUACGCUUUAAAAUAAGAGAUCUUGAGACCGGAAUUACUUUAUUUGAAAUCGCCAAACCAACAUUUUCCUCUGUAGAAAAUGGAUGCUUCGAGAAAGAAAACAGUGAUACAAACCCUAACGCUGGUCGUUUUGUUCGUUAUCAGUUAUUCCUCAAUUCUUGAAGCUCAAAUUAGUUGGAGCAACUGUUGAAUUUACAGUGGGUAAUGUUCCUGUGAACAACUUCCACAUAAUUGAAAGGCAUUUCUUUCGUGAUAAGCUAUUGAAAACAUUUGAUUUCAAAUUUGAAUACUGUAUUCUUAAUAGUAAAAACACAUGUGAACAUA